AUGUCGACACCACAAGCGGCACACACGCCUCUGGUACCAGCACCAGCCCUUUUUUCCGUCAAGGGAAAGCAUGCCCUCAUCACGGGAGGAUCAAGAGGGAUCGGCCAAGCAAUGGCUCAUGCCCUGGCCGACGCUGGAGCUUCCAUCUGCCUGGCUCAGAGAGAUCUUACCAACACUACAACCGCAGCGGCCCUUCGAGCCAAGGGUAUCCGAGUUGAGCUAGUUCAGUGCGAUCUUACUUGCAUGCAAGAUGCAAAGGAGGUUGUGCCCAAAGCUGUGGAGCUUAUGAACGGCCGCAUUGACAUCGUGGUAAAUUGCGGAGGGCUCCUAAAGCGGAAGCCUUCCACUGAAGUCAGUGAAGACGAUUGGGAUAGUGUUGUGGACGUGAACCUCAAGGCGCUAUUUUUCAUAUGUCAGGCCGCAGGUCGUCACAUGGUUCCUCGCAGAACGGGCAAAAUUGUCAACGUCGCAUCCUUGAACAGUUUUAUAGGGGGCGAGACUGUUGCCUCUUAUGCGGCUUCUAAAGGCGGCGUCUCACAGUUAACCAAGGCGUUGAGCAACGAAUGGGCUCAAUACAAUAUCCAAGUUAACUGCAUUGCCCCUGGAUCUAUUGCGACCGACAUUAACCGCGACCUGCGAUCCGAUCCUCAGCUCUAUGCUUCGCGCAUAGCAAGGUGUCCUGCUGGACGAUGGGGCACACCAGAAGACUUUGCAGGCCCAACGUUGUUUCUAUGCAGCGAGGCUAGCCAGUAUGUGACGGGUAGCAUUUUGGUUGUGGACGGUGGUCACAUGGGACGAUAG
This is a messenger RNA of Pochonia chlamydosporia 170, 801 nucleotides long. RefSeq names its product NAD P-binding protein. NCBI's taxonomy places the organism in Eukaryota, Fungi, Ascomycota, Sordariomycetes, Hypocreales, Clavicipitaceae. The coding region runs from base 1 to 801 and encodes 266 amino acids. The record is from RefSeq and is a predicted model, not a curated record. Gene Ontology annotation, molecular function: oxidoreductase activity, acting on the CH-OH group of donors, NAD or NADP as acceptor. The transcript has 3 exons.